AUGUCCGCUUCCACUGGCCUUCUACUGAACGGCGUUCUGCCGACCUCUCUGCAACCCGUCAAUGAGGCUUUGGAAUAUGAGAAGAUACUGAGGAUUCGCGACGAGGUAUUUUCUGGAAGUCAUCCUAGAUUGACAGUGCCAGCCCAUGCCCUCCGAGUGCCUGCUUCUCAGACCCCAUCGACCCUUUCUCAGAACCAAUUGAAUGUACCUCCUCCGUUUCCUCCAAGCGCAUCUCCCAGCCAUCUUGGGGCUGCUGCUCAGGCCAAGCGUGAAGAUGAGAACACCCAAGCUCAAACCAAAUCAAACGGUGUUUCCGUCGCGACUGCCACUCAACCUACCAGUAAUGUUUCUGAAUUUGACCCUGUCCUUUUGACAAAGUCGGAUGAUCUAGUUCGGGCCGAGACACAGCUGAAGCGACAACGACUUGAGCGAGCAUUGAGAGAACAAUUUGAACAUAGAAAAGCAGAUGCCCGCAAGAAACCUGCGCCCGCCGAGGCGAAACCGGACUUUGACCUACCCGCCAUUUUUGCCAGAGUGACGGGUGCUGUCAGGUCCCCGUCUUCCAAGGAAGAUGCCGAUGCUACAGACUCCUUCGACGAAGAUGCCUACUAUUCUAGCAAAGCCCCCGAUUCGACGCCCGAGAGACCUCCCAGCGACUCUGUUGAGGACGCUGAUGAAGAGCAGGCAGAUGAACCCUCGGGGCCGCGCGUCGUUAGCGCCGUCAUGGGCGCGCCGCUGUACGCCGAUGCUGCGGAUGGCAUCUCCGCCGAAGCUGUGCCGCCUGCGCCUGCUACCGUCCAACCUCCAAAGCCUGUUGCGACCAUCGAUACUUCGGCGAUGGGCAUUGAUGAGGAUGAAGAGGAAGGAGAGUAUUCGCCCCCAGAAGCCAUGGUGCAAUACCCCACUCCCAAGGUCACUCAAGCACAGGAAAUGCAGGACAGUAGAGAUCCACGCGGUCGCCCCCUGCGCAGAUACUCGGAACUGGAAGACGGUGGGGUCAGGCCUGGUUCGCCCUCGGAAGCCAACAUGCGGAUAGUAAGGAACCAUAUCACCUCUCCCAUUUGCCCUCAACCGUCCCAUGUCUCGCCUCUGGCUAUAACUAAGGAUUCUCCCCUAUUACAGAAUGCACGUCCGCGCCGGAAACAAUGGAUUGGCAGACCAGGAUCUCCCCCAAGUCCUGAUGAUAACCAAGCAUUGCCCCCUAAGAAGAAGAGAAAGCUCGAGGCUCGGGAGGCUCGCAAUGCACGCAAGGCCCGAAAAAAUGGCUUGACUUCUCCCGAUGUCAAGGAGGAGGACGUGUCCCCACCACCCUUCCACGACGUCCAGCCACUUGGUUCGGGCAGGUUCCGAUCUAGCAGAGCGGAUCGGCCCAUUGUCAUUGAUGACGAACCAGUUCAAGAAGGGCGUUACAUACCCGCUCCUGAACGGUAUGUGGAAUCUCCCUCGCGACCACUUCCACGCCGGGUUGAACAAUUGAUGCCUUUGAGUGAGCCUCGCCCGUUGUCCAGGUCCAGUGUGAGACCAGCUAGAGACGACCAGGACUUGCGUCGCGUGGCAAGUAUGCAGAGUCUGCGAGCUGAACAACCGCGAGAAUACGUCGACCAAUACUACGAGACGCCUACGCGCACACGUGCAAUGUCUUAUGCUCGAGUGGAAAGUCCUGCCUUGAUGGAACCAGGCCGCCCUCUCCGCGAGGUUGCCGUCGAUUAUGAUCAGCCUCCUCCGGAGGUGAGAGUGGUACGCACACCGGCACCUGUUUAUCGGGAUGUCUACGACGAUCGUGACGGCACUUAUCAUCGUUACACCGUCGAGCCUAUGGCGCCACCACCACCUCCCGUCGAAAGAAUUCUCAUCGACCAGUACGGCAGGAAAUUUCGCAUUGAGGAGCGGCCCUCCGUUGUCCCUCGAGCAAUGUCAGUUCGUGGUGCCGAAGCGGAGCCGCGGUAUGAAGAAUAUCCACGACAAGCCCGUGCAGGCUCAGUCUUCGUCGAGGCAGCACCGGACAGAGCGUAUGCCACCGAGAUGGCCCCACCACCAGUCUCAUAUCAUCGUCUCGCCGAGCAACCUGUAAUGUCCGCUGUGCCUGGACCCGCUCAUCGAGAAUACAUUGAGUCGGCGCCACCAAGACGAAGCUCCAGUGUCCAGGUGAUGGAUCGCCCAGCACGACAAGCCGUUUACGCUGAUGAGCGGACCGAAUACCGCGAGCCCAUUCGGAUGGGAAGCGUGCGGCCACCGCCGGCACUACGGUACGAAGAACCCCAACCGAUGGGACUCGUGACACGUGGACAGAGCAUGCGUCCUGUCGGCCGCGAAGGAAGUGUCUUUGUGGAUGAUAGACGGCCGGUCCUACCGGAAUAUGUUCCUGUAGACCAACCUCGAUACCGACCAAUGGAGCCAGAGAGGAGGUAUGUCAAUAGCGAAGACAGGGAGAGACUCACGAUGGAUGGAUCAAUGGAUGGCAGACACCGAGUAAUGGAGAGGUACUGA
Fonsecaea nubica is the source of this 2487-nucleotide messenger RNA. RefSeq lists its product as hypothetical. The record is from RefSeq and is a predicted model, not a curated record. Lineage: Eukaryota; Fungi; Ascomycota; Eurotiomycetes; Chaetothyriales; Herpotrichiellaceae. The transcript has a single exon. Bases 1 to 2487 code for a protein of 828 amino acids.